This is a messenger RNA of Sitodiplosis mosellana (orange wheat blossom midge), 1182 nucleotides long. Its product is annotated as transmembrane emp24 domain-containing protein 3-like. The transcript is spliced from 4 exons. Bases 203 to 847 code for a protein of 214 amino acids. Gene Ontology annotation, cellular component: endoplasmic reticulum-Golgi intermediate compartment; Golgi apparatus; COPII-coated ER to Golgi transport vesicle. Gene Ontology annotation, biological process: endoplasmic reticulum to Golgi vesicle-mediated transport; Golgi organization; intracellular protein transport. Lineage: Eukaryota; Metazoa; Arthropoda; Insecta; Diptera; Cecidomyiidae. The record is from RefSeq and is a predicted model, not a curated record.
AGUAAAGUUUUUUUUUUCCUCGUCAAAGUUACACAUAUGCAUAUUUUAGGAUUUGUCACUUGAUUGUAAACCUGCCGUCGAAAUCCAUACAAUUCUCGAUGCAAAUAAACAACGAUUCGGUGUUAUGUUAUAAUUGAAGAGGCGAAAACACAUUAUUUUUUUGAGCGACGAAUUCUUUUUUUCCUUCAUUCAAACAUACAAAAUGGUCACAAAUAGUUUACUGUGUUAUUUUACGGCAUUAUUGUUAAUGUAUCAUAGUGUAUCCGGUGUAGAAUUAACAUUUGAUUUGCCAGACAGUGCUCGAGAUUGCUUUCAUGAGGAUAUUAAGAAAAAUACGUCCGUAGUAUUAGAAUAUCAGGUUGUAACCGGCGGCCAAUACGAUGUGGAUGUCGUAUUAGAGGGACCAAAUCAAGAAAUCCUUUAUCAAAAUACACGAUCUCAGUUUGAUUCACAUCAAUUCACAACUGAUACGGACGGAAUUUACACGGUGUGUUUCAGUAAUGAAUUCAGCACAUUCAGCCACAAAAUUAUUUACAUGGAUUUCCAAGUUGGUGAUGAGAACCCAUUGACACCAGACAUUGAUGCGCAUGCAACCGCACUGACUCAACUUGAAUCGUCAGCCCAAGAGAUUCACAAGAGUCUAAACGCCAUUUUAGAUUAUCAAACACAUCAUCGUUUGCGUGAAGCCCAAGGUCGCAAACGAGCUGAAGAGUUAAACGAACGAGUGUUAUGGUGGUCGAUAGCUGAAGCAUUUGCUAUUUUAGCCAUUUCAAUCACACAAGUGCUUAUACUGAGAAACUUCUUCACCGAUCGAUCACCCAAUCAACAACGAUAUGGACGUUUGUAAACAUGUUUAGCGUAGAAUGCAUAACCUUAAUUUAUCUCUCUGCUGUCGAUUUUCCAUCCUGGUGCAAAAUAAGAUCGUUUUUAAGGGAAAAUUCAACAGAAUCGAAUGAAAAAAAAAAACAGAAAUAAAACAAUAAAAACCUAGUGUGCUUAGAAUGGGAAUGCAAUUAUUGUAUUUAAAUAAAAACAACAACAGAAAAAAGAAAUAUGGAAAAAUACCAAAAAAAAACUUGUGUCACAUUUGUUUUUUCGCUUACAAAUGAUUUUUUUUGAGAAUUUGGCUUAGAAAGUGUUUGUUUGGAAUAAAAUGAUCUUAUUUUAUGUAAAACUAGAAAA